Messenger RNA from Drosophila sulfurigaster albostrigata, 1676 nucleotides. Its product is annotated as PAT complex subunit CCDC47. Gene Ontology annotation, cellular component: endoplasmic reticulum. Gene Ontology annotation, molecular function: calcium ion binding. Lineage: Eukaryota; Metazoa; Arthropoda; Insecta; Diptera; Drosophilidae. The coding region runs from base 105 to 1547 and encodes 480 amino acids. Gene Ontology annotation, biological process: endoplasmic reticulum calcium ion homeostasis. The record is from RefSeq and is a predicted model, not a curated record. The transcript has 3 exons.
CAAUUAACCUAAUUUUUUUUCUUAUUAGGUGAAAAGUUUUAGAUUUAGGUUAAUAUUAGCUGAAUUAUAUUAUUUUUUUGAGUAUUAAUUGUAACAAACAAAUUAUGAGGCCAGUGUUUGCCUUUCUGUUGCUGGGCCUCCUGUGUGCCUGUCAACUAAACCACGCAAACGUUAACCCGGAGUCCGAAGAUGAUAUUGACAAUGAUUUUGCCGAGUUCGACGAUGACUUUGUGGAAGCCAGCUACGACAACUCGGCCACAGCCGAAAAUGCCGACUCAUCAAAGGGUGUACCUGGUGGCUCGGUAAGCAAGGAAAAUGUGGACGCACCUAUUAAGCGCACAGUCAAUAACAAUGACGACGACGAUGACGAUGGUCUUGUGGAGAACGACGAUGAAUUCGAGCAUUUCCAAGAUGAGGAAGAGUUUGAGGGUUACGAUGCGGGCGACACCAUGGAACCGCCCAUUGAUCAGAAGACAGAACCCAAGCUAAAGAUUCCCAAUAUACCAUUGCAUUUCCGCACUCACUGGGAUUCCUAUUGGAUGGAAAUGAUUAUGGUUGCCGGUCUCUUGGCCUACUUUGCCAACUUCUUUGCGGGCAAGGCAAAGAAUGCCCGUCUCGCGCAGCUCUGGUUCAGCACACACAAAGCGCUGUUGGAUGAGAAUUUUGCAUUGGUCGGUGACGAUGGCAAGGUGGAAAAUGAGAAUCCCGGCCUGAUCAAAGAGAGCGAAAGUCUAUACACGCUUUGGUGCUCUGGUCGCACUUGCUGUGAGGGCAUGUUGGUGGAGCUGAAGAUGAUCAAGCGUCAGGACUUGGUGUCUCUAGUUGCGGGUUUGAUGCGUCCACAAUUGGAUCAGGCUCACAUCAAAAUCGAAUUGUCACGUGGACUAAUGGAUGCAUUCGUAUUUGCAGUGGGUAGCAAGAAGACGAUCACCAAGGUAUUCAAGGAAUACACAGAUUUGACUAAGUUCUGUAGUUUAGUUGCCAAGCCUGAGGAGCGCUACAAUGUGCCCAGCGGCUUUGGAGUGCUCUCCGAAAUACCGGAGGCCACAUCCGCCAUACUCGAGUCACGUGUUAUUACCGCACUUAACAAAUACCAAAGCUAUAUCGAUUACCUGCACAUUUCGGAUCAGUUCAGCGGCCAAGUACAACAGGAGGAGGGAAGCACGCUGAAGCAACCGGAGACAAAGGCUGUGCUGUUAGCCGGCUUCAAUUUACCCAAACAUGCCCAAAUGGAGACCAUUAAGCCCUUGUUAUUGUUGAUCUUUUAUCUAAUGGAACGUUUGAAGACUUACCGCAUGUCCAAGGAGGGUAAAGCCAAAGCAGAUAAGAAUCGCUUGCGUGUGGAGGAGGAGUUCCUUAAGAGUACCCACGCUGCUCGCGCCGAGGCAGCGGCUCAGCGACGCGAAGACAAGCGCAAGCAGGAGAAGGAACGCGUGCUCGCCGAGGAUGAUCCAGAGAAGCAACGCCGCUGGGAGCUGAAGGAACAGAAGCGACAAGCUAAAAAGAAUGCACCCAAAAUGAAGCGUUUGGCCGUAAAAUCUUUGUAGUUUUUGUCACAACUCCUGUGCCAUUUGUUCGCGCUCAUCCUUAGUACUAUGUAUUUUGUAGUUGGUUAUUCCUUAAAUGCCACACACGUUAAAGCAAUAAAGUAUUUGUAUCCUAAUGAGCGCCAAAAA